AUGGUGAUGACUAAGAAUGUGACUGAAUUCAUUCUGCUUGGUUUGACCCAGGAUGUUGAAAAGCAGAAAGUAGUCUUUGGAAUCUUCUUGAUCCUUUACCUUUUGACUCUACUGUGGAACUUUCUCAUUGUGGUGACUAUUAAGACAAGUGUGGCCCUUGGGAGUCCCAUGUACUUCUUCCUGUCCUACCUGUCCUUGGCUGAUGCCUGCUUUUCUACAACUACGGCCCCCAAACUGAUUGUGGAUGCUCUGUCUCAGAAGAAGACUAUUUCCUACAAUGAGUGCAUGACCCAGCUCUUUGCAUCCCAUUUCUUUGGGUGCAUGGAGGUCUUUGUCCUCAUCAUCAUGGCUUUUGAUCACUAUGUGGCCAUUUGUAAGCCUCUGCGAUACACAACCAUCAUGAGCCAACAGGUCUGUAGAAUGUUAGUCAUUCUGGCCUGGGUGGGAUCUUGUAUGCAUUCUUCAGCACAAGUUUUCCUGGCUAUGAAAUUGCCCUUCUGUGGCCCUAAUGUAAUUGAUCACUAUUUCUGUGACUUGCAGCCCUUGAUGCAACUUGCCUGCAUGGACACUUAUGUGAUAAAUUUGCUAGUUGUGUUCAAUAGUGGAGCCAUAAGCAUGGUGAGUUUCUUAAUCUUGAUUAUGUCCUAUAUUGUCAUUUUAUACUCUCUGAGAAACCACAGUGCAGAAGGAAGGCACAAAGCUCUUUCCACCUGCACUACUCACUUCAUUGUGGUUGUUAUAUUUUUUGGUCCAUGCAUAUUCAUGUAUACACGCCCACCAACAACACUUCCACGGGACAAAAUAGUGGCUGUGUUUUACACAAUUGGGACACCCUUGCUUAACCCUCUGAUCUACACACUAAGAAAUGCAGAAGUAAAAAAUGCAAUGAAAAAUUUAUGGUGUAGCAAAUUAUGA
This is a messenger RNA of Orycteropus afer afer, 915 nucleotides long. Its product is annotated as olfactory receptor 4C11-like. Gene Ontology annotation, molecular function: olfactory receptor activity; G protein-coupled receptor activity. Lineage: Eukaryota; Metazoa; Chordata; Mammalia; Tubulidentata; Orycteropodidae. The record is from RefSeq and is a predicted model, not a curated record. Gene Ontology annotation, cellular component: membrane. Gene Ontology annotation, biological process: G protein-coupled receptor signaling pathway.